This is a messenger RNA of Drepanopeziza brunnea f. sp. 'multigermtubi' MB_m1, 1623 nucleotides long. Lineage: Eukaryota; Fungi; Ascomycota; Leotiomycetes; Helotiales; Drepanopezizaceae. The record is from RefSeq and is a predicted model, not a curated record.
AUGGGAUGGAUCCGGUCCUGGGGAAAUGGCGAUAUGAUUGGACACGCCAAAACCAACAAUCCUGAUCCUCGCGUCGCAGAACCGAGGAAUGCGGUUGCUUUGUUUUGCAUAUACAUGUUAUCCCCGCAGAAAGUCAACAAACCGUGGGGAAAUCCGAAGAUCAUCGCGAUAGUGAACAGGUGCGGAAUGAUCAUCGAAGAGCCUCGCCUCCUCUUCUCAUCUUCCUCACUUUCGCUACGAAGAUUACGGACAGCUUCAAAUUCCGUGGCGAAGACGACGACAAUGGCGACCAUGUCCAUGUCCCAAGAAGGGGUCGCCAGUCCUGCGCCAAACGAGGACGCCGGGGAGAAGAGACUUGAUGCCGGUGGAGAUGCAAGCGCCUCGGUCUCUGCUUCGAGACCGGGUAGUGACGAGAAGCGAAGAUUUUCUCGCAUCAGAGAUAAUCAGUUUGCAAGCAAGAUCUGGAGGGUCGUGUCUUGGACUCCCAAGAGAUGCAGGUGGGAUCCAGAUUCGCCACCCAAAUUCGGUCUUGCAUUAAACCUUCUGUUUGCCUUCGCUGGGACGUUCACAGUGGCAAACCUCUACUACAGUCACCCAAUCCUCAAUAUAUUGGCCGCCGAGUUCAAUGUUUCCAAUGAGAAGGCGGCUCAAGUACCGACGAUGGCACAAGCAGGCUAUGCCGCAGGCCUGCUAUUCAUAUGUCCUCUGGGCGACAUAUUACGUCGUCGAGCAUUCGUGCUUACCCUUGUCUUUUUUACUGCUACAAUGUACACUUCCUGGCGGUCGAUCUACUGGUUCUCCUUCGGCGUCCAAUACCUCAUCUUCAUCCUCCUCUUUCUGUUCAUGCCAGACUAUCCCUCGACCAAUCCGGACGGCAUAAACUACUUCCACAUCCUCCGCUCUAUCCUGAAGAUGCUCUUCAAACAUCCCGUGCUCGUCCAAGCCUGCCUCGUCGGGUUCCUCGCCUCGUCAAUCUUCACCAGCUACUGGACAACCCUAACCUUCCUCCUCUCCUCCCCACCCUACAGCUACAAGCCCCUCAUCAUCGGUCUCUUCGCCCUCAUCGGCAUCGGCGCCGUCUGUCUCGGCCCCAUCUACUCACGCGCCGUAAUCGACAAGUUCGUCCCGGUCUUCAGCGUCGUGCUCGGCCUCCUCUACUGCCUCGCCGGCACCAUCAUCGGCACCUACACCGGCAAGUUCACCGUCGCGGGGCCCAUCAUCCAAGCCUUCGCCAUCGACUUCGGGCUCCAAUCCUCGCAGAUCGCGAACCGGUCCGCCAUCUAUGCCAUCGAGCCGAAGGCCCGCAACAGGGUCAACACCGCCUACAUGGUGUGCGUGUUCUGCGGGCAGCUGACCGGCACGGCGGCCGGGAACAGGCUGUAUGCGCAGGGCGGGUGGAUCGCGAGCGGGAGUGCGAGCGUGGGCAUGGUGUGCGGUGCGCUACUGGUGUGUUUCGUGCGGUCGCCGUGGAACCCGGGCUGGGUUGGGUGGAAAGGGGGCUGGAGCAUCAAGAGGAGGGAUCUGGGGCCGAAGGCAGAAGAGACGGCUGUGGAGCAGGUGUUAGAGGAGUUGUCUGCCGAGGAGCCGAGGCCUGGUGACGAGAAUGCUGGUAGGAAGAAGUAA